GAACUGCCCAAAAAUGGCGAUGAGAAAACGAAACGGCAAAAGCUUAUUCCCAAUUCCCAUUUAUAGCUAGCUAGUUACAGAAUGAGUUUUGAGUUCCCGAUUUCACCACUCUAGUGAGAGAAUCAAACAAGAUUAGGGUUUCUGCUUCAUCAUCAUCACAAGUCAUGGCGUCAAAACCACACCAGAAAACCGAGCUAAGAAAGCCCCUCUUUGUCAAGGUCGCAGAUCUCAAGCCAGGUACCACCGGCCAUACUCUCGUUGUCAAGGUUCUUUCCUCAACCACCGUUUUGCAGAAAUCUGGAUCCGCCUCUCAGAAUCUCCGCCAGACUCGCAUUGCCGAAUGUCUCGUCGGAGAUGAAACCGGAACCAUCCUAUUUACCGCUCGUAACGAUCAAGUUGACUUGAUGAAGGCUGGAGCAACAGUAAACAUUCGAAAUUCAAAGAUUGACAUGUUCAAAAGUUCAAUGAGGCUUGCAGUUGACAAAUGGGGUCGUGUUGAGGUGACUGAACCUGCUACAUUUGAUGUGAAGGAGACGAACAAUCUGUCUCUUGUUGAGUAUGAACUGGUGAAUGUUGUUGAAGAGUGAUUCUUCAUUCUCUUCUAUCUUUUCUUUUCUUUGAAUCCAUUCAAUCAUGGUAGAGAUAAAAAAAAAAACCCAUAACUGGUAGUUGAUGAUUGAAAUUUGUUCUAUCAAUUUCUUGCAAUAGAUGAGAAGAAAGAUCUUUCCUUUUGUUAUGAUGGUUACUUGAGAAAAUGGGAUCUUUCUUUUCCAUUUUAAACUGAAAGUUCUUGCUAAUGAAUAUGACUGUUUUGGUAUGCAUUUCUUUUGUUAUAGUUUUUUCAAUUUAAUUUUGGUGAUU
This is a messenger RNA of Impatiens glandulifera, 861 nucleotides long. RefSeq lists its product as uncharacterized. Bases 165 to 587 code for a protein of 140 amino acids. Lineage: Eukaryota; Viridiplantae; Streptophyta; Magnoliopsida; Ericales; Balsaminaceae. The record is from RefSeq and is a predicted model, not a curated record. The transcript has 2 exons.